AUGUCAAGACGUUUGAGGAGUGCGAAUGUAUUAUUAGAGAGAAUAAAUGAUAUCGAUGCAGAAUGUUCUGGAGAUGAUCAGGAAAUUCUGGAUAUGGAAAAUGACAAUACGGAAAAUUAUGAUCCAUUUGAAACCGACUCGAACACCGAUGAGAACGAAGAGAAUACUUCGAGCGUACGUAGACGACGAAAGAGAAGGAGAUUUUUAGUUAGUUCCGAUAGUGAGAAUGAGGAAGAGGCAAGCGAAAUUGCGAUGGACGGAACUGUUUGGCAGGAAGUAAAAAUAGGGUCUAAUCCUGGAAGAGCACCUGGUCAUAAUAUUUUUAGGAAAACAUCAGGCCCUGCUGGGUACAGUAAACGUAAUAUUAUGAAAGGCGAAGUUAGGACGGCAUUUUCUGUGAUAAUUGAUAAGAAUAUAAUCGAACUUAUAAGAAAGUGCACAGAGGCAGAGGCAUUUAGAGUGUUGGGAUAUAAAUGGGAACUGUCUACUGCUAAGUUAUAUGCAUUUUUUGCAAUUCUGUAUGCACGCGGCGCAUAUGAGGCGAAGAAUAUAGAUGUAGCUCUUCUAUGGAAUAAAAAGUGGGGCCCGCCUUUUUUCUCAAAUACUAUGAGUAGACAUGACUUUACGGAGAUUAUGAGAUUUAUUCGAUUUGACGACAGAAAUCAACGAAGCCAACGGUUACAAACCGAUAAAUUCGCUAUGAUUUCCGAAGUUUGGAACAAGUUUAUUGACAACAGUCAAAAUUGUUAUAAACCAGGACCAUAUAUUACUAUUGACGAACAAUUGUUUCCAACGAAAGCAAGGUGUAGAUUCACUCAAUACAUGCCCAAUAAACCGGACAAAUUUGGUAUCAAAUUUUGGUUGGCAUCCGAUGUACGUAGCAAAUAUAUAAUAAACGGCUUUCCAUAUUUGGGAAAAGAUGAAAGUAGAGAACCCUCAGUUCCUCUUGGAGAGUUUGUCACUAUGAAAUUAGUAGAACCGUAUGUAGGAUGUGGAAGAAAUAUAACCACAGACAACUUUUUUACAAGCCUACCUUUAGCAACAAAACUUUUAGCAAAAAAAACUACGAUUGUUGGGACAAUUAGAGCAAAUAGGAAAGAGCUACCAAGAUCGGCAAAACUGAAAAACGACGACAUGGCACUUUUCUCAACCAAACUCUAUCGCUCAAAUAAUUGUAUGUUGACAAUUUACAAAGCCAAAACAAGAAAGAAAGUUCUAAUUCUCAGUUCAAUGCACAACUCCGUACAAGUUGAAAAAAAUGACACCCGAACACCGGAGACAAUUCAAUUGUAUAAUAGCACCAAAUUUGGCGUAGAUGUGACCGAUCAAAUGCAAGUAUUUUUUAAUAUCUGCCAGAAAGUGUUCGAUUUAGCCGGGAUAAAUGCAUGGGUGUUAUAUAAAGAAACUACGGGAGAAGAAAUUACAAGACAGGAAUUUCUAUUCCAAUUGGCAGAGGAACUUGCCAUCGAAUACCAACAAGAGCUCGGCAAAGAAAAUCAACCAGUACCCAUCGCAAGUACAAAUACACGUUCCCGUGAACGGAAAACAUGUCAGAUAAGGUUUUGUAAAGAUAAUAAGACGAACAAAAUCUGUUUAAAAUGUAAAAAGAUAAUGAUAAAUGUCAACACGAUUGUGUUAAAAAAAGGUUUAAUAAAGAAAUACAAUUUGGAAAAGCAACAAUAA
Messenger RNA from Megachile rotundata (alfalfa leafcutting bee), 1683 nucleotides. RefSeq names its product piggyBac transposable element-derived protein 4-like. Lineage: Eukaryota; Metazoa; Arthropoda; Insecta; Hymenoptera; Megachilidae. The record is from RefSeq and is a predicted model, not a curated record.